AUGGCGGCGGCUAUGCGGCUGGCUGCCAAAUUCAACUCCUACUAUGCGGAAAAGCCGGUAUUGACUACUAUGGUGACCAACGCGAUCCUCGGUGGCAUCGCGGACACUACUGCACAACUUAUCACGGCCUUUAGAUCUCGCCCCACUAGUGGCCGGACCGAUGGCAGCGACUUCAUCUCCAUUGAAAUUCAUGAUUUGGAUAAAGAAAAGCCACCGGCGCUUGGAGAGCUCAGUCUCUCACGGAAUUCGCCACAGCCUUUCGAUUUCGAGCGCUUAACUCGUUUCAUGUCCUACGGUUUCUUCAUGGCGCCGAUCCAAUUCCAAUGGUAUGGUUUCUUGUCGAGAGCAUUCCCGCUCACCAAGGCGAGCCCUACUCUUCCGGCCUUGAAGCGGGUUGCCGUUGAUCAGUUCAUCUUCGCCCCUUUUGGUCUGACAUGCUUUUUCACUUUUAUGACGGUCGCCGAGGGUGGUGGAAGAAGAGCGCUGGGCCGCAAGUUCCGAGACGUCUUCCUGCCGACUCUCAAGGCCAACUUCGUUCUCUGGCCUGCGGUGCAGAUCCUCAACUUCCGCGUUGUGCCCAUCCAGUUCCAGAUUCCUUUUGUAUCCACCGUCGGUAUUGCCUGGACUGCAUACCUCUCCUUGACCAACUCUUCUGAGGAGGAGUAA
This is a messenger RNA of Aspergillus melleus, 666 nucleotides long. RefSeq names its product Mpv17/PMP22 family protein. Gene Ontology annotation, cellular component: membrane; cytoplasm. Lineage: Eukaryota; Fungi; Ascomycota; Eurotiomycetes; Eurotiales; Aspergillaceae. The coding region runs from base 1 to 666 and encodes 221 amino acids. The transcript has 5 exons. The record is from RefSeq and is a predicted model, not a curated record.